AUGAGCUCCUCAACAUCACUCCGUUUCGCGAGUGUCAUUCGCAACGUUGCACUAAGGCGAUCGCCCCUAUCUUUGCGUGCGUACGCAACGCCUGCAACGUACAAACAACACGAAAAAGACCCUCAGCUUGCCGAUUACCCUGACCUUCCAUGGUUAUCAGACCAGGAACUUCCUCCUAGAGGCUGGUGGGAUCAGCAAAUGCGACGGAACUUUGGGGAUCCGAUACAUGAAUACGACGAAGUCUUGUCCAUGUGGGGUCCUGAUACUCCUCCGAUUGCCCCUCAAAAGGCUCUGUUCCAGCUUUCUCUCGCCAUCUCGGCAUUCGUUGGCUUCGGUUUCCUAUGCAAGUACGCACUCGUACCAGACAGACCAACCAUACCCCGGGAAUACCCGUACUCCGGUCUUGUACGUGAACUUGGCGGACUUGAGGAAAAUAAGGCUAGAGAAGAGACUGAAGAGAUCGACGAGUAA
Suillus paluster is the source of this 471-nucleotide messenger RNA. Its product is annotated as Ndufb8, NADH dehydrogenase 19kDa subunit. The record is from RefSeq and is a predicted model, not a curated record. Gene Ontology annotation, cellular component: mitochondrion. The transcript is spliced from 3 exons. NCBI's taxonomy places the organism in Eukaryota, Fungi, Basidiomycota, Agaricomycetes, Boletales, Suillaceae. The coding region runs from base 1 to 471 and encodes 156 amino acids.